AUGAUACAGCUGAUUUGUUCAUCACAUUCACAUGCAAUCCCCGCUGGACAGAAAUCCAGCAAGAGUUAUUCCCUGGGCAAUCACCCAUUGAUCGUCAAGAUAUUACAGCCAGAGUCUUUAGUCACGCUGCUGGAUGUAUUCUGUGGAGUGGCAGAAAUAAGGAUUGCCACAAACACACAUUCUGAUUUGGUUGGUGGAGAAAUAAGGCCAAAUGAAGUUGAUGCAGUGAUAUCAGCUGAAAUCCCUAAUAUUCAAGUAGAUCCGGAAUUGCAUGAUAUAGUUACCAAAAACAUGAUAUAUGGUCCCUGUGUAACUCUUAAUCCAAAUUCACUGUGUAUGGUGGAUGGUAAAUGUUUAAAGCGAUAUCCACGGACAUUAAUAUCGGAAACAAUUACUGGUAAUGACGGGUAUCCACUGUAUCGUCGCCGAUCGACAGCAGACAAUGGAAGAUCAACAAUUGUCAAAUUAAAUCAACAAGAUAUUGAAGUAGAUAAUCGUUGGAUAGUUCCAUACUCACCUAUUCUAUCAAAGACCUUCAAAGCGCACAUCAACGUUGAAUCUUGCCAUUCAGUAAAAUCUAUUAAAUACAUUUGCAAAUAUGUAACCAAAGGGAGUGAUAUGGUUGUGAUUGGGAUUGGUGCAGAGAAUUCCAAUGAUGAAGUUACCCAUUACCUAAUGGGCCGUUAUUUUAGUAGUCAUGAAGCAAUGCCCAGAAAGCGCUUGCGAAAGACUGAAAGAGCGCGAUGUGACAUCAGUAAUUAUGAAUAUGCUUAUGAAGAAGUGAAACGCGGAACUUCUUUACGAAGAGCUGCGGAAAUACAUGAAGUUAAUCGCAUGACGUUGCUGCGAUACAUUCGGAAACGCGAUGAAGCGCGUGGGAUAUAUUGCUCAUAA
This is a messenger RNA of Dalotia coriaria, 894 nucleotides long. RefSeq lists its product as uncharacterized. Gene Ontology annotation, molecular function: DNA binding. Lineage: Eukaryota; Metazoa; Arthropoda; Insecta; Coleoptera; Staphylinidae. The transcript has 3 exons. The record is from RefSeq and is a predicted model, not a curated record. The coding region runs from base 1 to 894 and encodes 297 amino acids.